This is a messenger RNA of Ambispora gerdemannii, 699 nucleotides long. Lineage: Eukaryota; Fungi; Glomeromycota; Glomeromycetes; Archaeosporales; Ambisporaceae. The record is from the annotation of a GenBank genome assembly.
AUGACUACGAGACAAAACCUUGCACAUUGUUAUGUGAGGGCGAGAAAGUUCACAAGUUAUUCUCUGUUCUUGGUAAUAAUAAUAGCCUUCCUGUUAAGCUAUAAGGCUUCCGCACUUUAUUUCUACUUGGAGGGUACAGAACAAAAAUGUUUUAUCGAGGAACUACCAAAGGACACACUUGUAGUUGGGAGCUAUAAAGCUGAACAGUGGUCUGAGGAUCAAAAAGCUUUUCAUGAGAAUCCCGAAGUUGGAAUUCAGAUCACAGUCGAUGAAUUGGCCCAAUCUCAUACGAUAGUAAAUCAAAAAGGACCAAGUCAUGGCAGGUUCACAUUUACAGCAUCCGAGUCGGGAGACCACGCGAUUUGCUUUGCUGCGAAUACGAGUGCAUGGUUUAGUACUACCCAGACUAAAUUGACUUUAGAUAUGGCGAUUGGUGAAACAACUAGCGAAGAAGAGAAUGAUAAGGAACAUUUUAGCGAAUUAGCACAACGCGUACGUGAUCUAAACAAUCGAAUAGCCGAUAUUAAACGCGAGCAAAGUUAUCAACGGGAACGUGAGAUUGAAUUCCGAGAUCAAUCCGAACUGACCAAUUCACGCGUAGUUUCCUGGACGAUUGUCCAAUUGCUGGUGCUGGGACUAACCUGUCUAUGGCAAAUGCGUCAUUUGCGAAGUUUCUUUGAAGCAAAGAAACUCGUUUGA